GAAGAAAUGACGCUUGAAACAGAUGAAAGAAAAGAGUUAAAGAGGAGUCAUGGGAGCUGAUGAGAAAGUUCUGAAAACAUAUGAUGAAGUUUCUUUGCAUAAUAGUCCUAAUGAUUGUUGGGUAAUCAUAAAUGCUAAGGCAUACAAUGUGACUAACUUCCUAAUUGAUCAUCCUGGUGGUGAUGAAGUCUUGUUGACAGCAGCAGGCAAGGAUGCAAGUGAAGAGUUUGAAGAAGCAGGACAUGGGAGUGCAGCAAGAUUGAUGCUAGAUGAAUUCUAUGUGGGAGAAAUUGAUCCUUCCACAAAAACUACUAGUUCUACAACCACCACUUCAUCAACAAAGUUUCUUCAAAAGCAGAUUAAAAUUGAUCAUUAUCAAGGCAAGUCAUCCAGGCUAAAUGUAAAGCUUAUUUUUCAGUUUUUGGUGCCAAUUGCAAUAUUGGGGUUGGGCAGUACUCUACUUAGGUUCUGGAAUUGAAAGGAAGAAUAAAUUUAAGUGUAUUUGGUUUUUCAUUUUCACAUUUGUGCCAUUUCAUGUGCAAUACUCUUGUUCUAGCUACUCUUGACAUGUAUAUUUUUCUUUUUCCUUGGAAAAACUAGCCUCUAUUAAACAAUUAAAGAAACAACAUGGUAUGAGCUUCCAAA
Messenger RNA from Lycium barbarum (goji berry), 645 nucleotides. RefSeq names its product cytochrome b5-like. Gene Ontology annotation, cellular component: membrane; intracellular membrane-bounded organelle. NCBI's taxonomy places the organism in Eukaryota, Viridiplantae, Streptophyta, Magnoliopsida, Solanales, Solanaceae. Bases 50 to 478 code for a protein of 142 amino acids. The transcript is spliced from 3 exons. The record is from RefSeq and is a predicted model, not a curated record. Gene Ontology annotation, molecular function: heme binding.